AUGUCAACAUUUAUAGAACCGGGAGGUACAAUAAAUUUUCAAAGAAAUAUUAAAAAUGUUUCCAUUGUUAAACCAAACAAUACUCAUGAAAGUUGUAAUUUACUUUUUAAAAAAAGAAUUAAAGAACCAUCUAAAUUAAUGAAUCAUCCAAGUUAUCUUGUUAGUUUGGAUCAUUAUGAAGAAAUGAUUAAAAUUAAUUCAAGAAUUCAUAUACACAAUAAUUUAUGUUGUUACAAAUUAUUUUAUAUUAAAUCAGUUGCUUAUUUUAUUGGAUAUUUAGAACUUUUGACUUUUGUUAUAUUAGCAUCAUACUACAUAACACAAUUGAUUGUUCAUGGUUUUACUUAUUCAUCACUAUUUUUAAUUCCAAUAUGUAUACUUCAACUAUGCUUAACAAUUAUCUUAUAUCAUGGUUUAAAAACUUAUAAUACAUUACUACUAAUAAUAAGUUUAAUAAGUUUUAUUGGACGUAUAAUAUUUUGUAUUAUAUAUCUUAUAACAUAUUUAUUUUUGAUAAAAUAUCAACAAUCAGAUGAUAUUAUAUCUGAUUCAGGAACAUUUAUGAUACGAAAUAUUCUAAUUGGUGUUUAUAAAGUUAUUUCAAUUAUCCCAUAA
Strongyloides ratti is the source of this 615-nucleotide messenger RNA. RefSeq lists its product as hypothetical. The record is from RefSeq and is a predicted model, not a curated record. Bases 1 to 615 code for a protein of 204 amino acids. The transcript is spliced from 3 exons. NCBI's taxonomy places the organism in Eukaryota, Metazoa, Nematoda, Chromadorea, Rhabditida, Strongyloididae.